Messenger RNA from Aureobasidium melanogenum CBS 110374, 954 nucleotides. Its product is annotated as TPT-domain-containing protein. The transcript has 3 exons. The record is from RefSeq and is a predicted model, not a curated record. The annotation marks the transcript as partial. Gene Ontology annotation, molecular function: antiporter activity. Gene Ontology annotation, cellular component: endosome; trans-Golgi network; Golgi apparatus. Lineage: Eukaryota; Fungi; Ascomycota; Dothideomycetes; Dothideales; Saccotheciaceae.
CUACAUCCUGCGUUUUUCAUAGCACUAUGGAUUGCUAUGAGUUCUCUGGUCAUCCUCUUCAACAAAUGGAUGCUCGACAAAGCCAAAUUCAGAUACCCGAUUUUCCUUACCUCAUGGCAUAUGUUCUCAUCUGCUUUGGUAACGCAAUUCAUGGCCCGCUAUACUGGAUACCUCGAUUCUCGCCAUAAAGUUCCCAUGACGAAACGAACAUAUAUGCGCGCUAUUGUCCCUAUCGGUUUAUUUUUCUCGCUCUCCCUGGUUUGCGGCAAUGUUACGUACCUCUACCUGAGCGUCAGCUUUGUGCAGAUGCUCAAGGCCGCAGGACCUAUUGCUGUACUCCUAGCUACCUGGAUGUUCCGCCUUGCCGAGCCUUCGCUGGCUGCUUUUGGAAACAUCUGUAUUAUCACUGUUGGUGUGGUCAUUUCUUCCCUGGGCGAAGUCCAAUUCAACGUUCUCGGUGUCGCAUACCAACUUCUGGGUAUUGUGUUCGAAGCCACUCGUCUGGUCAUGAUCCAGCGAUUGUUGUCUGCAGAGUUUAAGAUGGAUCCUCUGGUUUCGCUUUAUUACUUUGCUCCUGUGUGUGCUGUUACAAACGGCGUUCUGGCUUUGAUCUUCGAGGCUCCACACAUGACUUGGGCAGACUUUGAGCGUGUGGGUGUGUUUAUGCUGCUUUUGAAUGCAGCAGCAGCUUUCUUGCUCAACUUUGCUUCAUUGCUUCUGAUUGGCAAGACCUCUUCUCUUGUCCUCACCCUCAGCGGUGUGUUCAAAAACAUCAUGAUCGUCUUUGCCUCUAUGCUCUUCUACAACGACAAAGUCACCAGCAUCCAAUUCAUGGGCUUCUCAAUCGCUCUAGGUGGAUUGGCUUACUACCAACUCGGAGGUGCACCUGCUGUGCGUGGUCUUUGCUCUCAAGCCGUGGCCAGGUUCUCGGACUACAGGAGACCUAGUGAAGCA